AUGAUGCUGCGGCGGCCCCACACCGGCGAACUCUACGCCGCCACUCUCCCGCCAAAUCUCGCCGGAAUGAAGCUCUCAGUAGUGGGUCUCAGAAGCAAAACCCUAUUCACAAAAGGUGCAAAUUUCAGCCAUUUCGUCAUCCCGCCGAAAACACUCCCCGUGCCUUACGCCAAGAGGCUCCUCAUAGUAUACCACAACCUCGGAAACUGGUCUUCAUUGUACUAUAAUAUAUCCGGUUACGCGAUGAUAACCCCCGUUGUGGGUUUUCUCGUUUACGACGCUUCGUAUUUGAAUAGCAGAAACCUGUCGAAUCUGGAAUUGAACACAAUGGGGAAGCCCAUUUCGGUUGAAUUCCAAGAUUCAAUUGCGUUAAAACAAAGCAAUCGGAUGGUUAAAUGUGCUUCUUUCGGGGAUUACAGGGAGGUUUUGAUUAGUGAGAUUAGUUCGAGUAAUGUGUGUUAUAGCAGAAAACGAGGCCAUUUUUCGUUAGUUGUUCCGUUGGAGAAGAGGGAGACGGAGAAGAAGAUGCGGCCGUUUUGGAUAAUGGGGUUUUCAGCCGGAUUCGUAGGGCUGAUGGUGGUGGAGUUGGGCGGCGCGGUGGCGGUUAGAUCGGUUUUCGGGAGGAGGAAUCAAGAAAUGGAGAGAGAAGCUGAUGAAGGGGAGUUUCUGGAAACAUGUUGGAUUUCUAGAAGCAAAAUGCCACGUGCCGAAGGGACCAGAACUCUGCCUGUUCUUGAAACUACAACUCUUCCUAAUAAUCCUAAGUUGUCUUUGUAUGCUUAA
Molecule: messenger RNA, 783 nt
Organism: Erythranthe guttata (spotted monkey flower)
Lineage: Eukaryota; Viridiplantae; Streptophyta; Magnoliopsida; Lamiales; Phrymaceae
Cellular component (GO): membrane
Source: RefSeq, a predicted model, not a curated record